AUGGGAUGUAACCCCCACAACAGCUCAGAGUUGCCUCCUUUCACCCUGACAGGGCUCCCAGGGCUGGAGACCUCCCAACACUGGAUAUUUCUGCUCCUUGGUGCUCUCUACAUUGUCUCCAUUGUGGGCAAUGCCCUUAUCCUUUUCAUUAUCAAGGAGGAACAGAGCUUGCAUCAGCCUAUAUACUACUUCCUGUUGCUAUCAGUUAAUGACCUAGGUGUGUCUUUUUCCACACUGCCCACAGUGCUGGCCACAUUUUGCUUCCACUUAAGGAAGAUCAGCUUUGAUUCUUGCAUGGUUCAAAUGUUCUUUAUCCACCUCUUCUCCUUCGUGGAGUCUGGGAUCCUGCUGGUUAUGAGCUUUGACCGCUAUGUGGCCAUCUGUAAGCCGCUGCGCUAUGCCACAGUUCUCACUGAUGCCCAUGUGGCACGUAUGGGCAUAUCUGUUAUCAUCCGCAGUUUCUGCAUGGUUUUCCCACUGCCUUUGCUUCUGAAGAGGCUGCCCUUCUGCAAGGCCAAUGUACUCUCCCAUGCUUAUUGCCUGCAUCCAGAUCUGAUCCGCCUGCCAUGUGGCAACAUCACAAUCAAUAAUAUUUUUGGUCUAUUCAUUGUCAUCUCUAUCUUUGGCCUGGACUCUGCACUCAUUCUCCUCUCCUAUGUACUCAUACUGUGCUCUGUACUUGCCAUUGCAUCUCGGGAGGAACGGUUAAAGACACUCAACACAUGCGUGUCACACACGUGUGCCGUGCUUGUCUUCUAUGUGCCCAUGGUUUGUGUGUCCAUGGCUGCUCGCUAUGGGAGACAUAGCGCACAGUAUGUGCACACAGUCAUGUCCCUUAUUUAUCUCUUCGUGCCUUCAAUGCUCAAUCCUGUCAUCUAUUGCAUCAAAACCAAAGAGAUUCGUCGGAGGCUUUGCAACGUACUACUGAAAACAAACUUUUAAGCAGGAAUCAUGUUGAAAGGCCAAGAUUCAGAGGAUAUUUACUGUUACUCCACCAAUUUGAGACCUAUUUUGACAAGGCUUUUUAAAUUUCCUUU
Diceros bicornis minor is the source of this 1037-nucleotide messenger RNA. RefSeq names its product olfactory receptor 51I2-like. The record is from RefSeq and is a predicted model, not a curated record. Lineage: Eukaryota; Metazoa; Chordata; Mammalia; Perissodactyla; Rhinocerotidae. Gene Ontology annotation, cellular component: membrane. Gene Ontology annotation, biological process: G protein-coupled receptor signaling pathway. Gene Ontology annotation, molecular function: G protein-coupled receptor activity; olfactory receptor activity.